CCGACGGGGGCGACGCACGUCGUCCCGGUAUCGUACAGCCGCUUCCUCAGCGCGGUGAAGGGGGACGACGUCCAGACGUUGUCGGUGGACGGCUCCUAUCUCACGUGGAAGCCGAAGACGGCGCUGGUCAUCAAGAGGAAGGCGGUCGGGAGCCCGCUGUCGAUGGCGGAGCCGGAGAAGAUCGAGGUGGCGUACAGCGCCGCGCGCCCGGACGACGCCACGGUGCCGUACGACCUGUUGCACAAGAACAAGGUUGAGUUUGGCGCGGUGGAUAAGCGGCAGAAAUCGCAGCGAAACGUGAACACGUUCAUCACGCUCUUCAUCGUCGGCGUCGCGAUGGUGCAGCUGAACCGGAUCGGCCAGCGCGGGGACGGGAGCGAGAACAGAGCCGGCGGCUUGGGCGGUCCGAACACGUCCGCGGGAAGAAUGAGCGGCGGGAAACAACGCGGGUCGCUCCCACCGCCGUCGACGACGUUCGCGGACGUCGCGGGCGUGGACGAGGCCAAAGAAGAGCUCGCGGAGAUCGUGGACAUUCUGAAGCGCCCGGAGCACUACACGCGCUUGGGCGCGAGGCCGCCGUCGGGGGUGUUACUCGUCGGCGCGCCCGGGACGGGGAAGACGCUCCUCGCGAGAGCCGUCGCGGGAGAAGCCGGGGUGCCGUUCAUCUCCGUCUCCGCGUCCGAGUUUGUCGAGCUCUACGUCGGCAUGGGCGCGGCGAGGGUCCGGGACGUGUUCCAACGCGCGCGGGAACAAGCGCCGUCGAUCGUGUUCAUCGACGAGAUCGACGCCGUCGCGAAGGGGCGGAGCGACGGGAAGAUGCGAGGGAUGGGCAACGACGAGCGCGAGCAGACGCUGAAUCAGCUCCUCACCGAGCUCGACGGGUUCGACAGCGGCGAGCUCGUCAUCUGCCUCGCCGCGACGAACCGAGCGGACACGCUGGACACGGCGCUGAAGCGGCCCGGGCGGUUCGAUCGCACGGUGUCCGUGGAGCGCCCGGAUAAGCAAGGACGCAAGGAGAUUCUCGGCGUGCACAUAUCGAACCGGCGCUUGCCGUUAGACCCGGCGUUUCGCGUGGACGACAUCGCGCAGAUGACCGCGGGGUUCACCGGCGCGGAGCUCGCGAACUUGGUGAACGAGGCUGCGCUCCUCGCCGGGCGAAAGGGCGCGACGAUCGUCGGUAAGCUCGAGUUUGAGAACGCGGUGUUGCGAACCGUCGCCGGCAUCGAAAAGAAACGCUCGCUCCUGUCGCCGUCGGAGAAGGUCACCGUGAGCGCGCACGAGGCUGGGCACGCCGUCGUCGGCACCGCGGUCGGGUUUUUCAUCCCGGGCACGCAACGCCCGGAAGCGCUGUCCAUCGUCGCGCGCAGCGGCGGCGCGCUGGGGUACACGUACAUACCCCCCGGAGAAGAGGACCGCAAGCUCAUGUUUUCGGACGAGCUCCGCGGUCGGCUGGUCACCCUCAUGGGCGGCCGCGCCGCGGAGAUCGUCGCCUGCGGCAGAGUGUCCACGGGCGCGAUGGACGACAUCCAGCGCGCGACGGACCUGGCGUACAAAGCCGUCGCGGAGUACGGCCUCUCGCCGACCGUCGGGCCGAUGUCCGUCCCCGUGUUGAGCGCCGGCGGCGGCGAAGACGCCUUUUUCGGCGGCGGCGACACCGCGCAGGGCGCCAACAAGCAGGUGGAGACGGAGGUCAAGGCGACGCUGAUAUCGUCGCUGUACGUCGCGAAGUUGAUCGUGGAGGAGAACAUCGCGGUGUUGAAGGACAUGGCGAGCGCGCUGAGCGAGAGGGAGAAGAUCGGUGGGGAGGAUCUCGACGAGUGGCUCAACGACGUCGAGGCGCCGGCGACGUUGGAGCGAUUUUUGCGCGGGGAG
Micromonas pusilla CCMP1545 is the source of this 1872-nucleotide messenger RNA. RefSeq lists its product as uncharacterized. Gene Ontology annotation, molecular function: ATP-dependent peptidase activity; ATP hydrolysis activity; ATP binding. Gene Ontology annotation, biological process: proteolysis. The record is from RefSeq and is a predicted model, not a curated record. NCBI's taxonomy places the organism in Eukaryota, Viridiplantae, Chlorophyta, Mamiellophyceae, Mamiellales, Mamiellaceae. The transcript is spliced from 2 exons. The annotation marks the transcript as partial.